CCUUCUUCUCCUGCAUGCCCUUCACGGCGUCCCUAUCGCGUUCUACAAUCCAGCAAGUGGUGGGAGGCAAAACCCAAAUAGCCUCAGUCGUGUCAUGUUUCCUACUUCUUUUUGUUUUGUUGUGGAUUGGUCCGUUCUUCGAACCCCUUCCAAAGAGUGUCCUUGCCAGCGUCAUCGUAGUAGCUUUAAAAAGCAUGGCAAUGCAAGUCACUCAUCUGUACAAAUUCUGGAAACUGAGCAAAGUGGAUGCACUAGUUUGGCUGGCGACUUUUCUAACCGUGGUGUUCGUUAGUAUAGAAAUUGGUCUUCUGGUGGGGGUGGUGAUGUCGUUGGCCGCCAUUUUCGUCUUGAGUUUGAAACCACACACUUGCUUGUUGGGGUCUGUACCUCACACCGACCUCUACAUUAACAUUAACAGAUACAAGGGAGCAGUUGAAAUUCCAGGUUUGAAGAUUUUCCAGUACUGCGGUGGGAUUAAUUUUGCCACUAGGAACAUGUUUAAGAGUGAGUUGUUGCGGUUGGUUAAUAUCAACCCGCAGAAGGAGCUCGAGUAUCGAAGAAAAUUGACGAAAUAUGCAGAUGAGAUAGACGUGAAGGAGGAACAAAGCAACAACGAAAAAGUCGCAAAGUUGCAGAGAAAAGUCAAUCGUGAAUUGAGGUGCUUGAUUUUGGAUUUUUCUUCCUUGAGUCAUAUUGACCCUUCUGGUGUUUCGAUGCUUCAAGUUGUGACUGAUAGUUUCCAGAAAAUUGACAUUCCGAUUUAUAUCGCUGCAUGUCCAGAACCCAUUUAUGAAAUGAUCUACAAGUGUGGACUUGUUAAUCAUAAGAGUUGCAUUCGAACAUUCCCCACGGUGCACGACGCAGUCGAAUGUGCUUUGGAAAUAUUCACCGUGAAUGCUUCUGCCAUAUCUACAAUCAGUCGUUCUUGAAUGUGUUAAUUAUAAAUAUAUAGGUGGAAAUUAUAAUAUUAAUAUCGUGAUGUAUUGACAAUGUACCUGAAAAAAAU
Molecule: messenger RNA, 1006 nt
Organism: Zophobas morio
Lineage: Eukaryota; Metazoa; Arthropoda; Insecta; Coleoptera; Tenebrionidae
Product: solute carrier family 26 member 6-like
Exons: 5
Coding region: 15-929 (304 amino acids)
Biological process (GO): transmembrane transport
Cellular component (GO): plasma membrane
Molecular function (GO): chloride transmembrane transporter activity; oxalate transmembrane transporter activity; bicarbonate transmembrane transporter activity
Source: RefSeq, a predicted model, not a curated record